Molecule: messenger RNA, 2692 nt
Organism: Mobula hypostoma (lesser devil ray)
Lineage: Eukaryota; Metazoa; Chordata; Chondrichthyes; Myliobatiformes; Myliobatidae
Product: N-acetyllactosaminide beta-1,3-N-acetylglucosaminyltransferase 2-like
Exons: 4
Coding region: 511-1719 (402 amino acids)
Cellular component (GO): Golgi membrane
Molecular function (GO): hexosyltransferase activity; UDP-glycosyltransferase activity
Source: RefSeq, a predicted model, not a curated record
CGGGACUUGCCGUGCUUCCGCGCCGAUCUGCCCGGCUCGGAGUCAGUCGGAGGCCGGUGCUGCGGCGUGAGCUGGUGUUGCAGCCGGCCGGUAGGUAGGUGGAGCCCGGCUCUGGGCCGGGGAAGGCGCCGGUUCUGUUUCGGGCUCCUCUGGAUCAGGCGCUCUGCCAGUUUCCGCGGAUGAUUAUGUUCUUGGAAACGUUUCAUUUCCGAGAGUCGGCGGCCGGAAACGGCUUUUCGCGUCGACCCAGUACCUCGGCUGGUGAACUCGGGUUCGUCGUCAACAACCUGUGAUCUGUGAUGGACUUAGCACGAAUUUAAACUGGCGAUGUGGUUAUUAAAGAUCUGAGAUGGACAAGUUUAGAAGGGGCUAUGUCUGACCUGUCAUGACUUGUGCCAGCAAAUGAGACAUAUGUUGAUGUUAUUGGACUGCUUUGUCAGAAUGAGAUGAACAGAGAGUGGAGAAUUUUCUUGUUUCUGUCUGCUGGCAGCUGGACAUUGCCCAAGUGAAAUGCCAGAAAUUUAUGAAAAAAUGAGUGUGGGACGCAAACGAACAAAGCUGGUUGUGAUUAUGAUGAUGGUAAAUUUCUUCAUUUAUAUCAUGGUAGAGAUUUCAUGGAAUGAUCAUGAAGACAAAAACUCAACCAAAAAGAUGAUAAUUGCAGACAGUGUCUUUUGGAAGCAGGUGACGCAUAUUAAACCAUUCUGGAAUCGAGAACAGCACAAGUUAGAUGAAUUGUACAACCCUGUUACUGCUGCUCUACACAACAGAACUGUGAUGGAGAACGUAAACAUGACAAACAUGUAUACUUGUGAACCCAAUACAAAUUUAAAGGAGGAGAUUAGUAACUUUGAUAGUUUGCCGGACCGUUUCAAAGAUUUUCUAACAUACUUGCGAUGUCGGAGCUAUCCCUUAAUAAUCGACCAACCGACGAAAUGCCAGAACAAGCCUGUGCUUCUGUUGGCUAUAAAAUCACUGGAAUCGCACUUUGACAGAAGGCAAGCCAUUCGUCAGUCCUGGGGAAGUGAAGUAACAAUAAAAAAUAAGACCAUUGCAAGAAUCUUUUUACUGGGCAGGUCUUCUGAAAUAGAUGACUUUCCCAACUUGUCGGAUAUGCUUCAGUUUGAGAGUAACCAACACAAAGAUAUUCUUCUGUGGGAUUACAGAGACACAUUCUUUAAUCUGACACUAAAAGAAGUAUUGUUUUUAGAAUGGAUAAGCAAAUCCUGCUCCAAUAUUCAGUACAUUUUUAAAGGAGAUGAUGAUGUCUUUGUAAACACAUUACAGAUUAUAGACUAUAUAGAUGCAUUGGGUAAGGAUAAAGCAAAAGAUCUGUUUAUCGGUGAUGUUAUUACAAAUGCAGGACCUCAUCGAGAGAAGAAACUAAAGUACUAUGUUCCCGAAAGCGUAUUUGAAGGUGUGUAUCCUCCCUAUGCAGGUGGAGGUGGGUUUCUCUACUCUGGAUACUUGGCAAAGAGACUUCAUAAUAUUUCAUAUCAAGUAGCACUAUAUCCAAUUGAUGAUGUGUAUACUGGAAUGUGCCUUCGAAAACUUGGCCUUGCUCCAGAGAAACACAAGGGAUUCAGGACUUUUGAUAUUAUGCAAAAAGACAGACAAAUCACCUGUGCAUACAAAAAUUUAAUAUUAGUUCACAGCAGAAAUCCUCAAGAAAUGAUCAGAAUCUGGAGCAGGCUUCAGGAUCCCCAUUUGAAAUGUUAGUCUGAAAUACUAUAUGGGGGGAAAAAUGGUUGAGGGCAUUGAUACCAGCUCCAUUGGACACAGAGGGUCAUCGGAUUUUGCAGAGUUAUAAUCACUUUGUGAUAUUACGUUGCAAUUGGGCUGUGCAAAAUCUGUGUAUGAAGGUUUCUCUCCAAGGAUACCAGUUGUGAACCUCGAAAGUAUUGUGGGUCCAAGGUCAUCUGUAUCGCUUAGUCAGGAUUUGAAUUUGUUGUGCUGAUCAACCUGAAUGCUACACUUCACUGAAAGCACAGAAUGAUUUUAUGAAUUUCACAAUUUCCACCAUUCUACUCUCUGUCUGAUCUCCUGUGGAGGAUUAUUUGCGUUCUCUGUCAAAAUGUAUCCCAGGAGAUGAUUCUGGAGCCAAUUGAAAUAAGGUCUGGUGGGAAUUGGAAUUGCGUGCUUCACUCCGUACAUGGUAGCCAAAUAAAAUGUGGGGCAGAAAAAGAUGACAGAGUAUUAUCCUGGACAGUGUCAGCCAUGAGUGUAAUUAUGUCUCUUUCAAUCUUGUGCGAGCAGAUUAUUUUAGAGAUUCACUAUCAAUUGUGUGUGAUUAUCUGUGCUGUACAUCAUGAAAGGGGAUGUUUCAUGUCUUCAAAGAAGAAUGUAAAUUAAUUUUGUUUAAUAAAUCUAAUUUCUGAAUAGAAAGUCAAUGCUAUUUAAAUUUUAGUGUGGGUGGCAAAAAAUCCAGAAGUUUUGUAAUAAUUCUGGAUUUGUACCAGAUUAUUUCCAAUCUAUUAAAGGUUGCUGGACUUGCUCCAUAAUAUGUAAGCAUGUGUGCUUCCUUGUGUUUUAUGUGGAAAAGUGCCUGCCAUUUUAUUUAUUCAGAUCUAAGACCAAAUUGUUUUUAAAAUGGAACUAUAUACAAUGUAUUAUUUUGUCUGUAAAACCUGUUAAAUGUGACUUGUCUCUAAAUAAACAGUUAAUAUAAUCCUUGGCAUCUUUCAAGAUAUAC